Xenia sp. Carnegie-2017 is the source of this 639-nucleotide messenger RNA. Its product is annotated as universal stress protein in QAH/OAS sulfhydrylase 3'region-like. The record is from RefSeq and is a predicted model, not a curated record. NCBI's taxonomy places the organism in Eukaryota, Metazoa, Cnidaria, Anthozoa, Malacalcyonacea, Xeniidae. The transcript is spliced from 4 exons. The coding region runs from base 106 to 561 and encodes 151 amino acids.
GAUUUUAUUAAUGUUUUAUUGUGUUGCCGCUUUCUCAGCCUCACAGAUAAAGCAUUAUUUCAUAGCGUUUACUCAACGAGCUUAAAAAGUGCUUGAAAAGUCAACAUGUCUUUCAAAGUAUUGAUUCCCGUUGAUGGCAGCGAAAAUAGCGAGAAAGCCUACGAUUGUAAGGUAUGUAAAAAUAUGUAUCAGCCAAGUCAUGAAGUGAUAAUUUUCCAUGCUCAUGUGCCCCCACAUCUGUCUACAUUUUCUUUUAAAGAUUUCAUGCAUGUCCCUGCUGAAGAAUGGCAGCAAAAAAUGGAGGCCAGUGUGAAAGAAGUGCAAAAAUUGGAAAAUCACUAUAUAACUAAAUACCAAAGCAAAGUUAAGCCUAAGUUCAUCUCAGAGAAUUGCAACAAGCCUGGUGAGGCAAUUUGCAAGUGUGCUAAAGCUCAAGAGGUUGACUUGAUUCUGAUGGGAACUCGAGGACUUGGUUCAUUACGUCGCACAGUACUUGGUAGUGUUAGUGAUUAUGUUCUUCAUCAUGCUGAACGUCCUGUAUCGGUAGUUCCCACACACUAGAUCACUUUUUUUUGUUAUUUCUUUCUUCUACUUUUGUAUCAGCUACUUAACUAUAAUGUUACAAGUUUCCAAGUAAAA